Molecule: messenger RNA, 5824 nt
Organism: Nilaparvata lugens (brown planthopper)
Lineage: Eukaryota; Metazoa; Arthropoda; Insecta; Hemiptera; Delphacidae
Gene: Not3
Product: CCR4-NOT transcription complex subunit 3
Exons: 11
Coding region: 193-2532 (779 amino acids)
Biological process (GO): nuclear-transcribed mRNA poly(A) tail shortening; regulation of DNA-templated transcription
Cellular component (GO): P-body; CCR4-NOT core complex; nucleus
Source: RefSeq, a predicted model, not a curated record
AGUCUGUGUACUCCGUUCGAUUUCUCAACUAUUUUUUGUGAUGAGAAUGAAUCGCUUGGUUGCCAUCUUGUAUAUGAACAAAGGUUUAGUUGAUUAUAAUUUGUUAAUAUAAAGUCUUUUCUGUUUGGCCUGUGUUAUUAAAUUGUAUCUUUAGACUAUGCCAGGAUUAUUGUAUUAUAUUUUAACAUAGCUAUGGCUGCUACAAGAAAGCUGCAAGGUGAAAUAGAAAGGUGCUUAAAGAAAGUGACGGAAGGCGUGGAGACGUUCGAGGACAUCUGGCAGAAGGUGCACAAUGCGACGAACAGCAACCAGAAGGAGAAGUACGAGGCCGAUCUCAAGAAGGAGAUCAAGAAGCUGCAGCGACUCAGAGACCAGAUCAAGUCGUGGAUCGCGUCCGGCGAGAUCAAGGACAAGAGCACGCUGCUCGACUAUCGAAAGCUUAUCGAAACACAAAUGGAAAGGUUCAAAGUAGUCGAGAGAGAAACAAAGACAAAAGCUUACUCCAAAGAGGGUCUGGGUGCGGCGCAAAAGAUGGACCCGGCGCAAAAGGAGCGUGAAGAGGUGAGCACAUGGCUGGUGAACUCGAUAGACUCAUUGAACCAACAGCUGGACCAGUUUGAGUGCGAGACAGAGUCGCUGUUGGCCGGAAAGAAGAAGCGGCUAGACAAGGACAAGCAGGAUCGCAUGGACGAGCUAAAGUCAAAGUUGGAACGGCAUCGCUAUCACAUACGAAAACUCGAAACACUGCUGCGUAUGCUAGAUAACAUGUCUGUCGAAGUGCAACAGAUAAAAGGCAUAAAAGAGAACGUAGAGUACUACAUAGACAGUUCGCACGAACAGCAAGGCCUAGAGGAGAGCGAGUACAUCUACGACGAUAUAAUCGGACUGGACGAGAUCGAACUGUCAGGCGUCGGUCUGCCGUCGUCAGCAACGACCGACGACAGCAACGGCGGGUCGCCAACGUCGAUGACGUCAUCGCCGGCCGCGUCGCCGCCUCUCGGGGGCAGUGCCGCCUCUGUGACGGGCGCGGGAGGCCUCAAUCACAACCAUUCCGGCAGCGGUAGUGAGAGCAAUGCCGCCUCCACCACCAUCAACAAUGUCAGCAAUAAUGGAGGCGGUAGUGUAGAGGAGAAACGCGAGAAGAAGAAGGAGGUUGUUGGUAGCACCCAGGAGCAGAUACAGAAUAAGAGCGUAGUAAAACCGACAGCCGUCCGAGCCACGAGUGCGCUGCUAAACUCGACAACAGGCGCGCCCAACAACAGCACCAACAGUCAACAACAGCUGAAAAACAACAACAUGGCGGCGGGGGCAACGUCGCCCAACAACCUUCUGGUAGCCAAUCACAACAACAAUAACAAACUGCAACAUCAGACGCCCAACAACAGUUCGCCGUCGUCGGGGGGAGGGGGACACAACAACAGCAACAACAACCACAGUCAGCAGAACCACACCUCCUCCUCCGCCGCGUCCGCGUCUGCGACGGCAGCCGCAGUUGCGGCCAGCAAUUUCGCCGCAGUCGCGGCAGCGGCUGUCACCGGUAUACCGCAGACGCAACUCUCCAAUAAGAUUUCUUCACACUUGACAGAGAACGGGACUGAGCUGCACAACAACAUAGGCAGUCGCUCGUCCUCCUCACCUCCCUCCUCAGUGAGCAGUGCCGAGUCGCCGGCCACUCAGUCGCAGCCACUAGUCGCCAGUCGGCCGUCGCCACCCAGUCGCGCCACAGCGACAGUCACCCCACCACCACCCUCGCAACAGCAGCAGCAGCAGUCGGCUGCGGCGCUGCUUGCGGCGAGGUGUGCGGCUGCGGCGGCCGCCGUGGAGCAGGCUGCGGCACUCACGUCGCUCAAGUGCAUCGCGCAGCAGGUCAUCGACAAGGCCGGCCUCAUGCCUAAUGAUGCCAGCGCCACUGCGGCCAACCCAACUGAACAGGCCGCUAGAGGUCUAUUCGACAGCAGUAGCAGUCAGAGCGGUGGUCCAAAGGGUGGCUCUAAGGGGGGCACAGACACAUCUCGCAACCUGGCGUCGUUGACGUCGGAAGCGCACAUUCCGCCCCUACUGGGUGUGGCGCCCCUCGGCCCCGUGCCCCUCCAGAAGGAACACCAGUGCCAGUUCCAGAUGAUGGAGGCCGCCUACUAUCACAUGCCUCAUCCCGCCGACUCGGAACGCAUACGCCAGUAUCUGCCUCGCAACCCCUGUCCUACGCCACCUUACUACAAUCAGGUGCCGCUAGCCCAUUCGGAUACUCUGGAAUUCUUUCAGAGACUGUCGACGGAGACACUAUUCUUUAUCUUCUACUACAUGGAAGGUAGUAAAGCACAGUAUAUGGCCGCUAAAGCAUUGAAAAAGCAGUCGUGGAGGUUCCACACAAAGUACAUGAUGUGGUUCCAGCGACACGAAGAGCCCAAACUCAUCAACGAAGAGUACGAGCAGGGAACGUAUAUCUACUUUGACUAUGAGAAAUGGGGGCAGAGGAAAAAAGAGGGCUUCACUUUCGAAUACAAGUACUUAGAGGACAGGGACUUGAACUGAGACAGACCGCGCACUACAACACUUAUCCUACUCUUAGUACUAUUACAACUACUCAGACGGAACAAAACAAACAAAACAAAAGUUAUUCUGUUUUACUUCUCCUGCAAAAUGUAGAAAAUGGGAGUUAAUUGUGUUUGAAAGCCAGGUUGUCUCGCUCAUCGUCCCUCCUUGUCCAACGUAUUGUGAUCUCACUCUGGUGUGUGUGCAGCAAAGUGGCAAACAAUGGUUGUCUCUCUCUCUCUCUCUCACUCGCUCUUAAAUUACAAAUAAACUAAUUAGCUUAGUUUGAAAUUAUUUUCUGUCUUGCGAAUCAACUACGUCUUCACCGUUUUUUUAGUUUCUGUUUUUUCAUCUGUAAACCGAUGUUUUAGGGUAUAGUGAACUGAAUUCAAUUCAGUUGCACCAAGUUAUCUACCUCUUACCACCCCACCCCAAAAAAAAUCGAAAAACCAAUGCUCAAAAGCAUUCCAAAUACCUGAUUUCCUCAAAGGUUUCUACGUUUCUUUAUUUACUUCCAUUAAAAAUGUUUAUUGGCAAUUAUAUUUAUUUAAUUCUCCAACAUGUCUGUCCAAUAACUUCAAAAUUAAUACAUACAUUAUUUCGUUUGAAUAGUUCUAAAAUUAUCCCCAAAAUCAGGUCCUGUUUUCUAUCAGUCAUAUAAGUUAUGUCCCAUUCAAUAUUAUUUAAAACAAAAAAAUGGCUCUAGUUUAACUUGUAUUAAAUACACCAUCCUCCCAACUAUCCAAUAGUUUGAAGGUGGUCUGAAUCUUAUGCAAAACAGCUUUAAAUAAUGUUGUUAAUUGGUUAAAUUUUUAUUAUUGUAUCUAAUUGAAUGAAUAUUUGCAAACAAUAAGAGAUGCAUCUCUUGAAUUUGGUUAAAUAGAAAUUAAUUAUGUUGAUGAGAAACACUCAAAGUGUUGAAACUUGUUCUAUUUUUGUGGUGAUAUGAUUUGAUUUGUUUAGAUGAUUAAUGUAUUUGUUUGAGAAGUAGUUGUUCAAUAUGAAGUGAGAAAUGAAAUCAAAUUGUUGAAAUGGCAGAAAUUUGAAAAACGGUGAAGCAGUUUGAAAAUUUUCAAUUAGGAUGAAAUUUGAAAAGCUUUGGUUGAGUAUACUUCGCGUAGUGACUUUGAAAUUCGUGCUUAGCCCUGGGAUAUGUGUACCCUAGGACCACCACCGUCUAGUAAAGAAAUUAUUUUUCUAUAUGUGAUAUAAAAAUAUGAAACACUCAUGGUGAAAAAUCAACUAUUUGUAUAUCUUGUGUAAAUAUUAUGUUAAUAAAACAAAAUGAAUGACUUAGCUUACUGAGUGCAAAAAUGGUAUGUAUACAAUUUUCUACUACAGUAUUCAAAGCCGGCUGCACACGUCUAGAUUUUGACAAAUUUAGUUGAUAAUAAUUAUUCUAAUUCAUUUCUCUCUACAUUGUGUCUUUAAUUAGAUUUAUAGGAGCUGUUUUCAUCAAUUGUUGUACAGUUACGUGUAUAGUAGAGACAUUUAGUGUAUGUAAAUCGAUUUUUAAUUUGUAAAUAAGAUUUUUUAUACAAUGUAUCUCAUUGAAGAUUGAAUGAUAUCAUUUAUCGGAUAUUUCUAUUUUACUUACCUGAAUAAUAAAACUAUUGUUGUUCUUCAUAAUAAAAAAAAAGAAAAAGAAGCAAAAACAAGAAUUGUUCACAGUACAAAGUAAUGUAAAGACAAUUAUUAAUUAAUGUAAUUGGCUUUAGAACAAGUCCAUAUCUUUCUAAAGAAAUCUUGAUAUUCUGGUAAAGUGUCACGGUCCUGAUGAAGAAGAAGGAGAAGAAUUCUAAUCUAAUACGUCAAUCAACAACUAGCUCAUACCAAAUGAACCAUUAUGACAAUAAUGUUGUUGACUAGAUAUUAAUCUGUAAAUUGAGUCACCUUUUGCAUAAAUACACCGACCCCGAACAAAAUUUUACGCUAAGAUUUAGUAAGCCAAUACAAACAAAACAAAACAUAUUCAUUAUUUUCGGUCGUUUAUUUGAUAAACAAUUUGUAUCACUAAAAGGUUUUUCUGAAAUUUCGCAGAUUUUUCAUCAAUAAAUGUUUAAAUCGGAACACUUCGAAAAGUUUAUGGAUGAUCGUUCAAAACUUUUCGAUUUGUUCUAAUUUGAAACGUUUAGUCAAAUUUUGUUUCAUAAUCCAGUAAAUGUUCUUUGUGGUUGAUAAAUUUUCCACUGUGAUGGAACAUUAAACUAGUAUCUACUUUCCAAUUCUAGUAUCAGAAUAGAAUUCUUUUGAUCUAUUGUGUUGUUUUAUAUAUCUUGAAAAGUGUGUGAAAAAUUGGUUGUAAGCUUGUGUUUUCUUCAUUGAGUCUUGCUUUUAAUAAUUUAAUUACUAGUUCAGAAUGCUCUUUGUUAAUUUUGUCUCGUCAAUGAUUGUCAUCAGUGUAGUUGAUAUAGUUUAAUUUGUUUUUAUUUCUUUUUCUUUUUUUAAUUUAGUGAUAGUAACUGUGAUAUAUGAAGCAGACGACUGAGCUACAAGGUAUUGACUUAGAGUGUACAUUACUUCUUUUGGAACUGCUUUGUGUUCUGUGGUAUUAUUAGCUUUUUGGACGAAUCGACUAUAUAUUUUUUGCAUUUUGUAUCACACUGCUGAUUGAAUUUGUGUUGUUAAUUGAUUUCUCGCUUGAAAAUCGAGUGAUGUUUGGCUUAAGGAUUGGUUUAACUUACUGGAAGGCCUUCAAAUUUGAUCAGGAAACCUCAAGUUUUUCAAAUUAUUUAAUCUCAGUUCUGACCCCCAUAAUCACUGCUUUCAAUGCUUUUUUUGUAGGCUACUUAUCAAGCUACUGAAAUGUCUCGAAAUAGAUUGAAAUUAGAAAUAAGUAUAUUUCUAUAGCUUUAUAAGUAGUUCAACAAACUUCAGCCUUUUUAAAAAAAUACAAAGUUAAAAAUAACAAGAGUUAAUUAUUAUCUUUAAUAUUGAAGCCAUAAUAAGGAAUCAAAUAGCUUUUUUAAAUAAUUUUUAUGGUUUUCUUCUACUUAUCAUUUAUCUAUCAAAGUAUUCUGUUCCAUCCAUUCAAAUAGAUAAUUUAGAACUAUAAUAAUUUAGAAAAUUUAUUUAGAAUCAAAUACAUUCACUUUCUUGUGUAGAAUUAUCUAUUCUGAACCUGCAUAGGGUUUUCUGAUGUUACAUUUUCAAUAUUGAAGUUCAAGAUAUUUUCUAUCUAAAACAAACUAAUUUCAUGAUUUUUACAAGCAGAUCAGUACCAAUUCACCCAUAGUGUUAGUUGAUGAAUUUCUUAUAAAAGUUCCAAAUGAUAGGAUUUAUUGAAUGAUGG